AUGGAGAAUCUCAAGAAUAAGAAUCUCAUAAAAUACCGACCAGUGUCUGGCCGAAAGGAAAAAUUAGACAUACGAAUUCGUUUUAGCGUUGUGGCUGUACUGGACGUUGAUGAAGUUAAACAGACUUUUUCUUUCAUGGGAAGUUUCAUGAUAGACUGGUAUGAUGCAGACAUAAAGUGGAAUGCAUCAGAAUUCGGAAAUAUCAAUUCCAUAGAAGUUGAUCAGAAGCUUGUGUGGAAACCUAAUAUUAUGUUAGCAAACAGCGUGGAUCGGAUAUACUUUUUUGAUGGACAUUAUGACAUUACAAUCCAUCAUACAGGGAACAUCAACGCUUUGAAAACCGACAUAUUUCAUACAACCUGUCCUAUAGAUAUAUUUAAAUACCCAUUCGAUAGCCAACGGUGUGGAGUGCAAAUUGUGGAAUAUAAUAAUAAGAUUUUGUCUUUCCAUGCCAGUACAGUAAAUCUAGAUUUUCCUGAAAUAUUUUCAGUCAAGAAUGAAUGGUACUUUGAUACAGAACAUGGGCUGGAAGCCCAGGUAAGGAACAUCAGCAUGGGCUUUUCAAACUCCAUAACAAUGCAUUUUCAGGUUGUCGAUUUUACGAUGACUAUUAAGCGAAAGAGUCUGUUUUACAUCGUUACGACACUGUUUCCCAUGUUCCUCUUAUCCUUACUGACGUGUUCAGUGUUCCUCAUCCCCGCGCUCUCUGGCGACAGGAUGUGUUACCUCAUAUCUAUAUUCGUAUCCUACUCCAUGUUCCUCAACUUCAUCAACGACUCGAUGCCCAGGACGUCACAGACUCUGUCCCUGUUUGAGAUGUACCUGGUGUUCGUCCUGUGUCACUGCUGUUCGGCGAUUUUCGUCACGCUGCUGGUUCUGCGGGUCAACAACAGAACAUCAAAGUCGCUCCGUCAAAUCGACGAACAGUCGAUGCUUUUAAUGCUCAACACGAUUCUGAAACAGGAUGUGUCUAAGAGUAACGAUGACUCCAGCGUUGAUCCAAUAAGAAAACGAAAAAGAACCAGUGCUAUUCGAAUCUCGACACAAUUUUCUGUUUUAUUUUCUUGA
This is a messenger RNA of Gigantopelta aegis, 1068 nucleotides long. RefSeq names its product acetylcholine receptor subunit delta-like. Bases 1 to 1068 code for a protein of 355 amino acids. Lineage: Eukaryota; Metazoa; Mollusca; Gastropoda; Neomphalida; Peltospiridae. The record is from RefSeq and is a predicted model, not a curated record. Gene Ontology annotation, molecular function: extracellular ligand-gated monoatomic ion channel activity; transmembrane signaling receptor activity; neurotransmitter receptor activity. Gene Ontology annotation, biological process: monoatomic ion transmembrane transport; regulation of membrane potential; signal transduction. The transcript has a single exon. Gene Ontology annotation, cellular component: synapse; neuron projection; membrane.